Molecule: messenger RNA, 1684 nt
Organism: Acyrthosiphon pisum (pea aphid)
Lineage: Eukaryota; Metazoa; Arthropoda; Insecta; Hemiptera; Aphididae
Gene: VhaAC39-1
Product: V-type proton ATPase subunit VhaAC39-1
Exons: 3
Coding region: 214-1269 (351 amino acids)
Biological process (GO): proton transmembrane transport
Cellular component (GO): proton-transporting V-type ATPase, V0 domain
Molecular function (GO): proton-transporting ATPase activity, rotational mechanism
Source: RefSeq, marked validated
ACUUUCGACACGGAAUGAUACUGUGACUCUCGAUGAUUGUCAAUUGAUAAAAAUUAAGGUGUGUACUAUAAUUUGUACUUGUAGGAACAGUGUACAGUCUGCUGUGUUUGUGCUCUAUCGUAAUUUCGUUUUCUGUGGUCUGCUAAACAUUCAAAUCGCGGCGGACAGUUACGUUUCGAUCGACAGAACCCUCUCAGGUCGACUAAAGAAAUCAUGGUGGACACCGGUUGUUUCUUCAACAUUGACGGCGGAUACUUGGAAGGAUUGUGCCGCGGCUUCAAGUGUGGCAUACUCAGACAUGCCGAUUACCUGAACCUUGAGCAGUGCGAGACCUUGGAUGAUCUCAAAUUGCAUCUGCAAUCCACGGAUUACGGCCAGUUCUUGGCCAAUGAACCCAGCCCGCUGGCGGUGUCCGUCAUCGAUGACAAGUUGCGCGAGAAGCUCGUUAUUGAAUUUCAACACAUGCGCAACCAUGCCGUGGAACCCCUCAGCACAUUCCUCGAUUACAUCACGUACAGUUACAUGAUUGACAACAUCAUAUUGUUGAUCACCGGAACACUUCACCAGCGCCCCAUAUCUGAAUUGAUACCAAAGUGUCAUCCAUUGGGUAGUUUCGAGCAAAUGGAAGCAAUACAUGUUGCUGCUACUCCAGCUGAACUCUACAAUGCUGUGUUGGUCGACACACCAUUGGCUCCAUUCUUUGUUGACUGCAUUAGUGAACAGGAUCUCGACGAAAUGAACAUUGAAAUUAUUCGUAAUACUCUGUAUAAGGCUUACUUGGAAUCGUUUUAUGAUUUCUGUAAAAAGCUUGGAGGUAUCACUGCUGAUACUAUGUGUGAAAUAUUAUCGUUUGAAGCUGAUAGACGGGCAAUAAACAUAACAAUCAACUCGUUUGGAACAGAAUUGACUAAGGACGAUAGAGCUAAGCUGUAUCCAAGAUGCGGUAAACUCUACCCAGAUGGUCUAGCCGCCUUAGCUAGAGCUGAUGACUACGAUCAGGUCAAAGCUGUUGCUGAAUACUUUGCUGAGUACAGUGCUCUGUUUGACGGUGCUGGCACUAAUCCUGGUGAAAAAACUCUUGAAGAUCGUUUCUUUGAACAUGAAGUGAAGUUGAAUGUUAAUGCAUUCAUGCGCCAAUUCCAUUACGGUGUUUUCUACUCGUAUUUGAAACUUAAAGAACAAGAAUGCAGAAAUGUUGUGUGGAUAUCUGAAUGUGUGUCGCAAAAGCAUCGUGCUCGCAUGGAUAACUACAUUCCCAUUUUCAAAUAACUUAUAAAUCGAUGGUUAUUUGUGCAGGUACACAUAUAUUAUCAAUUAUCAUCAAUUUAACAUAUAAAUUAUUAAUACCCUUUAUCGUACAGUUUUGAGGUAUAAUUUAGAUUGUUCAUAGAUUGCAUAGUAUAUUAAUUCAUUGUUUUUAUUUAUCAUUCCAACGGUAUUAAUAUGUCUGGAGCAUUGUUGAUAGCUUUUUCAGAAUAUUAUAUGUUUUUGUUUUUAUUAGAUUUUAAGUGUCCAAAAGGAAAAAAAAACAGUAAAUUAUUAUCAUUGAAUUAUUGGAUAAGAAAUCAAAAACUACCAUCUUUAGAAUUUAUUAUAAUUUUUGUUUUCAAAAGACCGUUAUUAUAUUUUAGACAGUCUUAAUGUUUAUUAUGAAAAAUAAAUUUAAUUUUCAAAUGACCAGUUA